This is a messenger RNA of Linnemannia hyalina, 717 nucleotides long. NCBI's taxonomy places the organism in Eukaryota, Fungi, Mortierellomycota, Mortierellomycetes, Mortierellales, Mortierellaceae. The record is from the annotation of a GenBank genome assembly.
AUGAAGUCCUUCCUCGCCACAGCUUUCGUCCUCCUCUCGGGAUUCACCCUCCUCGCUGACGCUCACAUUUCGUUCCGCUACCCUUGCCCCCGCCGCGGUGCCUACAACGAGUGCCCCCAGCCUGGUCCUGGUCAAUGGGAGAUGAUUGAUUAUGAUAUCCGCUCCCCCAUCGGCACUCACGGCAGCAUUGUGAGCCCAAUGUGCAAGCACGAAAGCUCGUUCGCCGGUACUCGCCCCGUCUUUGCUGCCGGCCAGACAUACCAGGCCACCAUGGACAUCGGUGCCUACCACCUGGGAGGCAGUUGCCAGUGGACCCUGUCCUAUGACAACGGUACCACCUGGGUCGUCAUUCAGGACAACUUGAAGACAUGCAUGGCCGAUGCAUCCAACGGCAUUACAUACAACAUGCCUUUCAAGAUCCCCGCCGGCGCACCCUCGGGCACUGCUAUCUUGAACUUGAUCUGGAACAACAACGAGGGUAACCGUGAGUUGUACUCUUCCUGUGCCGAUGUUGUCAUCAGCGGAACCAACGGUGGUUCCCUUUCUGGUGUUGCUCCCCUUAUCGCCAACUAUGGUCCCAACUCGCCUUUCAUCCAGGAGCAGGCUCUCGCUAACGGAAAUUACGGCCAGGCCCUCUUCGCCGCCCGCAAGCCCAUCACCGUCACCGUCCCUGCCAAGUCUUCCAAGCGCAGCCUCUUUGGCCGUCCCCACAACUAA